Trifolium pratense (red clover) is the source of this 2154-nucleotide messenger RNA. Its product is annotated as berberine bridge enzyme-like 21. NCBI's taxonomy places the organism in Eukaryota, Viridiplantae, Streptophyta, Magnoliopsida, Fabales, Fabaceae. The record is from RefSeq and is a predicted model, not a curated record. The transcript has a single exon. The coding region runs from base 431 to 2056 and encodes 541 amino acids. Gene Ontology annotation, molecular function: FAD binding; oxidoreductase activity.
AGAGAGUUAAAUGAUUUUGUUGUAAUAUUAUUGUAUUUUAUUUUUAGAGCCAAAUUUAAAUUUAAGAGUGAGGAUUUAUUUUUGUCCCUUUCAAAACAUGGGCAAAAUUUAAAUGAGACACUAAAGUGAAACAUGGAGUAGUAUAUCAUACGAUCAUUGUUGUAUUACUCAGUUCAUAGAAAUAUAUACAAUUUUUUUUCCCAUAACAUAGAUAAGUAAGAUUAUCAGGGUUCGGAUCCCGCCUUCCUACAUAUGUAAUACAAUGUUUCUGUCAACUGAACUAAACUGGACACAGAGUCAGAAUUCUAACCACAGAUUCUUUGCUAAUUGAUCUCACCUCACCUUCACAAAAUCACACAUUAAUACACUUUAUCCUUCUCUAUAAAACCACACAAAUCCUCUAGCAUUUUUUCAUCACAUCUGCACAAACAUGGCAAAACCAAAACCAAUUUCUCUAUUAUUUUCUUUAUCAUUUUUUCUUCUUAGUCUCUCUUCAUCUUUAGCAGCACCAAAAUCAAAAACAGAUUCUUUAUACAACACUUUACUUCACUGCCUCACACAAAACACAAAAGAUUCAUCAAUCUCCAACAUCAUCUUCUCCCAAACAAACCCUUCAUUUCCAAUUGUCCUUAAAAAUUACAUAAGAAACGCACGUUUCAACACAACCUCAACUUCAAAACCAUUAAUCAUAGUAACUCCAAAACAACCAUCACAUGUUCAAGCAACAGUUAUAUGUGCCAAAAACAUCAACAUUCAAAUCAAAAUCAGAAGUGGUGGACAUGAUUAUGAAGGAAUUUCUUAUGUUAAUCAAUCACCUUUUAUCAUUCUUGAUAUGUUCAAUCUAAGAACAAUCAAUGUUGAUAUCAAAAAUGAAGUUGCUUAUAUUCAAGCUGGUUCAACACUUGGUGAAGUUUACUAUAGAAUUUAUGAAAAGAGUAAAGUUCAUGGCUUUCCAGCUGGUGUUUGUCCAACUGUUGGUGUUGGUGGUCAUGUCAGUGGUGGAGGGUACGGUACAAUGUUGCGAAAAUAUGGUCUUUCUGUUGAUAAUGUUAUUGAUGCCGAAAUUGUUGAUGUUAAAGGCAGGCUUUUGAAUAGGAAAUCGAUGGGAGAAGAUCUUUUUUGGGCUAUACGAGGUAGUGGUGGUGCGAGUUUCGGUGUUGUUUUGUCUUAUACUAUUAAAUUAGUAACGGUUCCUGAAACCGUUACUGUUUUUCGUAUUGAGAAAACUUUGGAUCAGAAUGCUACUGAUUUAGUUAUUCAAUGGCAACAAGUUGCGCCGACUACUGAUGAUAGGAUUUAUAUGAGGCUACUUUUGCAGCCUAUAACUUCUAAGGUUGUCAAAGGAACAAAAACCGUUAGAGCUUCUGUUGUUGCUUUGUUUCUCGGUCGCGCUGACGAGGUGGUAAAGAUUUUGGGGAAGAACUUUCCACUUUUGGGUUUAAAGAAAAAGGAUUGUAUUGAGUUGAGUUGGAUUAAUUCCGUCCUUUGGUAUAAUAAUGCUGAAGCUUUUACUAAUGGCGCGAAACCGGAGAAUCUUUUGGAUAGGAAUCUUAAUUCGGCAAGUUGGGGCAAGAGAAAAUCCGAUUAUGUGCAAAAACCUAUUUCAAAAGACGCGUUAGAAUUGAUAUGGAAAAAGAUGAUUGCUUUAGGAAAAGUUGGAUUUGUUUUCAACCCUUAUGGUGGAAAAAUGACUCAAUUUUCGUCCGAUGCAACGCCAUUUCCUCACCGCGGGAAUUUGUUCAAAAUUCAGUAUUCAGUGAAUUGGCAUGAUCCAUUGCCUAGUUCAGAAUUGAAUUACUUAAAUCAAGCUAAGAGUCUUUAUAGUUUCAUGACACCUUUUGUGGCAAAGAAUCCAAGAAGUGCUUAUAUAAAUUAUAGAGACCUUGAUAUUGGUAUUAAUAGUUUUGGUAAGAAUAGUUAUCAAGAAGGUAAAGUUUAUGGUGCUAAGUACUUUGGUAAUAAUUUUGAUAGGUUGGUUAAGAUUAAAACUACGGUUGAUCCUAGUAAUUUUUUUAGAAAUGAACAGAGUAUUCCUGUGCUUUCUAAAAAGACUUAGAUUAGAGAAUGAAUUGUAUUGAAAGCAUGUUUUGCUUUACUAACUCUGUUUACUAUUUUGAUUUCUAAAUAAAAUUAAUGUAUGUCCUUUAUAAUUAA